CGUAUGUUCAGAAGCGUUCCUCUCAAAACACUUCAACCAUAUGUUUGCCCACGAAAAAACCUAAUUGAUUUUAAAUUUAUGGGUAAUUACCACAUAAUUCAAAUAAAAGCGUUUAAAAGCUUGCACCUCUGCUAGCUGAAAACAAGUUUGUAAAACAAAACAUCAGUUCACAUUCAACUCGCUGCAAUCCAUUCACUACCGCCAACCCACCCCGAUCGAUCCAAGUCCAGGCCCCAUCUCUCACACCAAAGCGCAAUGUAAUAAAAACCAGUUUCAUCGGAAGAAACCUCACUUCCGCUGGCCAGGCACAUCACAACUUCACCCCUUCCUUUCCGGCCAGCAACCGGGAGCGACCGAGUGCCACGCAAACGGCUACUCUCCCGAGUGGUCUUCGCGGGCUGUAGGAAACCGAAAAUCAUUAAAUUUUCUACAAAUCAUUAUCCCCUCGGAUAAAACGUAAAUUCAUAAUUAAUCAUGUAAUUUAUUUAACCGAUCCGUCCGCCGCGCAGGAGGGCGCGAGCCGGCCGGGGGUCUUAUCCAUUGCACGCACCCAGUCAAAGGGCGAAAACCGCAAACGACGACGACGACGACAACGCAACGAUGGCAAAAAUGGGGGAGAGAACGCGCUAAUCCGGUCCCAGUUAGCCGCGCGGCGAAGUCGAAUCCAAGAAUCCACGACAAGAAGACAUCUUGUUAUGUACAUUGUUCAUGCACACACUCAGCGGCGCAAGCAAGCAAGCAGCGAGAAGAUAAAUAUUUGCUGGCAUAAACGUGUGCGCCGCGUUUGGAGGAGACCCUACGAGGAACGACGAUGCAAUGGACGAGCGAAACGCGAGAGGGAUAGCCGAGAGAGAAAGAAGAAUGGUGUCGUACGCCACGCCCAUUGCGCUUUCUCCUGGUAGUCUGUGGUUGUUGCGCGAGCGAAUGGUCGAUUGCACUGCACCGGUUUUGAGCGCAGCACUAAUACAUGUACCCGAACCGGUUGCAUAUAACGAGAGAAUCCAUUUUCCACUGUUCUUGACUGUAUAGCGGUAUGAGAACACAAUGGUAUUCGAGGGGGAAUUCCCUUAAAUGAAUGAAGUGAGGGUAGAAGAAAAGCAGCGCACGGACGGCAUCUCUUUUCAGCUCCAUUGAGCGCCGCUUGAAUCGAGCUGGGAAAUCCCGAACGUUGAAGCGAGAAGACGUUUUUUGUGCGGCCGCUCUGGGCUGCUCGUGCUCACCUCUGCUCGGUCGGAGAUUUUUUGUGUCAGUCUCAACCGAGCAAGAGUUACGAACGGAUCGGGUGCUCUCAGUAAUCCUCAAGUAUUAUCGAUCGAUCGACAACUGGUUAAUUAAUGGUUGAGCUAUUUGGAGUAAAAGUGAAGUGAAAGUAAGCGGAAGUGGUUAUUUGUUGAACUGCAAACAAACUAUCAAGUGAGUGACUUCCGCGAUACGCAGAAUACAACAGUGAACAAGUGUUACAAGAACAAUGCCUCGACCGUCGCGUGAAUCGUACGGGGAUCAGAAGCCCCCUUAUUCGUACAUUUCGUUGACCGCCAUGGCCAUCUGGAGCUCUCCGGAAAAGAUGUUGUGCCUUAACGACAUCUAUAAGUACAUUACGGACAGAUUUCCGUAUUACCGGAACAAUACUCAGCGUUGGCAGAACUCCCUGAGGCAUAAUCUCAGCUUCAACGAUUGCUUCAUCAAGGUUCCGCGACGUCCGGACAGGCCCGGCAAGGGAGCCUACUGGACUCUGCACCCCAAGGCAUUCGACAUGUUCCAGAACGGUAGUCUGCUCCGACGGCGUAAGCGCUUCAAGCUGCAGGACGGCGACAAGGAGAGUCUCAACGAGGAGUUUAUCGCCCUGGCCAACAUGAACCGAUUUUUCAUGUCCCAAGGAAGUUACUUCCACGAUCCUCACUAUGCGCACGCCAUGCCGGAAAACAUCAACCCAAACAUGAUGUACACACCCAUCUCGCCACCUCAUUCACCACCGGAAGCGCUCCGUGCGACCAGUCAGUCUCCAGAACAACCACAAUCAGCCGCCAUGGGAGCGUUUCAUCAUCCAACCACCGCAACCUCCUCACCCGUCACCAAACCAAAGCGAUCGUUCACCAUCGAAAGUCUCAUCGGUUCCGACGACUCCGACAGCAAGGAGGAGUGCUCUUCAUCCGACUCGGAAGACUACUCCAGCUCCCCGCCGAACGUCGUGGCCCCGAACCCUCAGCACCUGGAACAACUCCGGGCGUCCUUGCAUCUCAGCCAGCAGAUCCAAGCUCAGCAGCAGGCCGCCUUCAACGAAUACGCAGCGGCUGCAGCAGCCGCGGCCGCCCAUCAUCAUCACCAGCAGCAGGUGGCAGCCGCCGCGGCCAUUGCCGCUUCGAACGGAGUGUCCCCGUACGGAAUGCAUCCGCUCCUGAUGCCGAUGGGCAAGUUACCAGCCGGACCAUACUUCCUUCAACCGGCGUACCCAGCACCGACGGCAGCUCACCAUCACCAUCAUCAUCACCAUCUGGCGACGACGGGUGGCAUUCCACAGCCGUCGGAUGCUCACAUGCUCGACUCGCACAAGGACACCGCUAUGGUUCUUGGUUAGCGCUUGAGCGUUUUAGUUCUGUAAGUAGAGAAGUAUUUAUUCCUACCAUGUUUUAUUUCCUGCAAUAUUUUUAAUCUAGAAAGAAUGAGAUUAUUAACCUCGGGAUGUGUUGUUAGAGUUUUAUUCUAAUAUAUAUUUAUCGAUAGAUUUCGAUGUUCAUUCUCGAUGUUUAGGGAAUCCGAAUCGAAUCCAAUCAAAUUGUGAUGUCUUUAGUUAUAGUUACGUAUGUAGGAGCCCGCAAUAUCUCUCCACUUGACCCCUUUCUCUCUCUCCCGUUUCGAUCUAAGUUAAGUAGGUUUAAGUUUGCACCCGCAAAGGACUGAUAUGUUACUCGUUUAAGUGUGAAGAAUAAAAAUUUAUUUCAAAAACCCAAAGAAGCCAGUGGUUCGCCCGUUUUUUU
Molecule: messenger RNA, 2975 nt
Organism: Aedes albopictus (Asian tiger mosquito)
Lineage: Eukaryota; Metazoa; Arthropoda; Insecta; Diptera; Culicidae
Product: fork head domain-containing protein FD4-like
Exons: 1
Coding region: 1469-2575 (368 amino acids)
Biological process (GO): cell differentiation; regulation of transcription by RNA polymerase II; anatomical structure morphogenesis
Molecular function (GO): RNA polymerase II cis-regulatory region sequence-specific DNA binding; DNA-binding transcription factor activity, RNA polymerase II-specific
Source: RefSeq, a predicted model, not a curated record